AUGCUCCAUCUUUCUCUCCCUUAUUUUGAAGUCAUUCCAGAAAUAAAUCAGAACCAAGGAAAAGAGAAUCUUCACUACACACAGACCUGGGAAACAAGGGGUUUUCUCCAAAAUUUCACACAGCUACUACUCCUACAAAAAUCUUGCCCAAGAGGCUGGGAGACUUUGAUCAGGGAAAGUUCGCAUGAAUGUGUAGCAGAAGAGAGAGGGCAUCUGAUUGAGAUCCAAGACUUAUUUUGCCCAAAGCCAGAUGCCCAGGAAGAGCCCCAGUUAGUAAUAUUAGAGGGGGCUGCUGGGAUUGGGAAGUCAAUGCUGGCCAGGCAGGUGAGGAGAGAAUGGGGAGAAGGCCAGCUCUACAGGGAUCGCUUCCAGCAUGUCUUCUACUUCAGCUGCAGAGAGCUGGCCCAGUGCGAGAAGCUGAGUCUGGCUGAGCUCAUAGCAAAAGACCAGACUGUGCCUGUAGCUCCCAUCAAGAAGAUCCUGUCUCACCCUGAGAAGCUGCUCUUCAUUCUGGAUGGCAUAGAUGAGCCAGCAUGGGUCUUGAAGGAACAGAAUCCUGAGCUCUGUCAGCACUGGAGACAGCCACAGCCUGUGCACAGACUCCUGGGCAGUUUGCUGGGGAAAUCCAUCCUGCCUGGGGCUUCCUUGCUGCUCACAGCUCGGACCACAGCUCUACAGAAGUUCAUUCCUUCCUUGGGGAAGCCACGUUGGGUGGAAGUCCUGGGCUUCUCUGAGUCUGGACGAAAGGAAUAUAUCUACAAAUAUUUCACAAAGCAAAGAGAAGCAAUUACAGCUUUUAGCUUGGUUGACUCAAACCCAGUUCUCUCAACACUAUGUCUGGUGCCCUGGGUAUCCUGGCUGGUCUGCACUUGCCUGAAGCAGCAGAUGGAGCAGGGGAGAGACCUCUCACUGACCUCACAGACCACCACAGCUCUCUGCCUGAAAUACCUUUUCCAGACUCUCCCAGACAGUGCCCUGGGAACCCAGCUCAGAGGGCUCUGCUCACUGGCUGCUGAGGGGAUCUGGAGAAGAAGGACCCUGUUCUGUGAGAGAGAUCUCCAGAAUCAAGGGUUAUCUGAGGAUGUCAUUGCCCUUUUCCUGAAGAUGGGUGUCCUUCAAACAAUUGUCCAGCAGCCCAGGUCUCUGAGCUACAGCUUUGCCCACUUGUGUCUCCAGGAGUUCUUUGCAGCAAUGUUCUGCAUCCUGGGGAAUAAUGAGGAGAAAUGUGGUGAUAUAGAAAACUACAGAGUUGUGGAAACACUAGUAGAAGUGUAUGGAACUCAAGACCUGUUUGAGGCACCCACCAUACGCUUCCUAUUUGGCCUUUUGAGUGAACAAGGAGUGAAUGUGAUGGAGAAGAUCUUCACCACUCACUUGUCUCUGAACACCCUAUGGGAAAUGCUGGAUAAAGCCAGGGCAUUGCCCCAGCACCAACAUCUCUAUUCUCUGGGGUUGUUUCAUUGUUUGUAUGAGAUUCAGAAUGAAGAGCUCCUGACACAGGUGAUGGACAAUCUUCAAAAAAAACAGGUUUGUGACCUGAAAGAUAUGAUGCACCCAGUGUUCCAGACAAACGUGAAGCACCUGGUGAUCCAGACAGAUGUAGAACUCAUGGUGGUCACUUUCUGCAUUAAUUUCUGCUGCCAUGUGAAGAGGCUUCAGCUGGAUGGUUGUGGACAGCAGGGACCAAUGCUGAUGUCCCCUAGGAUGGUUCUGUGAGUGGAACCCUGGAUACCUGUUGGAUCAGAUACCAGUUGGAAGAUUCUCUUCUCCACUCUUGAGUUCACAGGAAACCUGGAGGAGCUGGACCUAAGUGGAAAUCCAAUGAGCUAUACUGCACUUCAGAAACUUUGUAAGACACUGAGACGCCCUGAAUGUCACCUAAAGACAUUGUGGCUGGUCAACUGUGGCCUCACAUCCGGACACUGUAAACACCUGGCCUCAGUGUUCAGGGCCAGUUCCAGCCUGGCUGAGCUAGACCUACAGCAGAAUGACCUGGGCAACCGUGGUGUGAGGCUGCUGUGUGAGGGGCUCAGGAAUCCUAACUGCAGCCUCAGAAUCCUGUGGCUGGACCAGGCCCCUCUCAGUGACCAGGUGAUGAUGGAGCUCAGGACCCUGGAGGCAAAAAAUCCACGGCUGCUCAUCUCCAGCACAUGGUAAGGGGUGGGCACAGAACUCCUACUGGUCAACCCAGGUGCUAUGUGGCUGCUCCAGAUCUGAGAGGUGGGAACAGGGUCCUGAGGUGAUGGGAAAGACAAAGGGAGCCAGAGAGAGACCAGGAACCACACCAAUCAAGGUAAAGUAGGUGUGUGUGUGUGUGUGUGUGUGUGUGUGUGUGUGUGUGUGUUUGUGUUAUGAUUAUAUGAACUUUAAAAAUAGAAUCAUAUAACAUACCUUCUUAAUUUCUCCAAUUGAGAUAAAAGAAAAGCUGAGUUAGUGGUGAGUCCUCUGGCACAGCAAGUGUGAUAAUAAUAGAUAAUAAGUAGUAACCACCAGGGAACCCAGACCACUGGAACAAUGAAAGUAGUCACCACACAGAGGUGAGAAAGACACAUAAAGAAAGAUUCUUAGGGAAAAAAACAUGAUGUGUAUCACUGUCUCAACAUACAUAUGUACACACACACACACACACACACACACACACACACACACACACACACUGUACUAAAGGAUUGAGGAGAAGCCGCCGGACAGGAAAGUCAUCUUCACUCCAGAGACUGUGCUGAAGCCCCAUGUUCUCCCACUUUGGCACAUUUCAGUUUGUGACCAUAAAUUCCAUCUGUUCUCAAGUUCCUAGCUGCUAUGACAUGGUGUGAAACAGAGAGGGGUACUAAAGACUUUGGAGGGUCAGCCAUUCAUUGAACAGACAUUCCUAGAGACCUACUUCCUUCAUACACUAUUUUUGGAUCUGAGGGCACAUCAGUAAACAAGACUGACAUGACCUCAGUCCAGCAGGGAGGAGAUACUUGUUCCCCCAGUCCACAUAAUUAUACCUGGAAAACCUAUGAGUGCAGUGGUGGUCUUUCUGACCUCAUCAAAAGCUGAGGUGAGCUGAGGUGAACUCUCAAAGAUGAGAAAUAGGGAUGAGCCAAGAAGGAGAAAAUUCCAGGCAGACAUAGAGGUUCUAAGGAAGCAGAGUGAGCAACCCCAUUAGGGACAGGAAACCAUGUGUGAGACCAUCUGCUCUGCCUCACCAUUACCUGGGAGCUCAACAGAAAUACAGGUUCUCAGGACCCACUCCAUCCCUGCAGACUUAUAAUCUCAGGUGGGGAAGCUUCCUUCAGUGAGCUUUCUGAUUUAGCAGGCCAUGUAGGUGACAUUUUGACACAGUGAUUUGAGAGUCACUGAUCUGGAUUUUAGAAGGAAAGGGUGGCAUAGGAGUGCCUGGUGGGGGACAGGGCCCAUAGCAAGAACUAUGAACCAUGCUAAGAAUCUUCUGUUUCUCCCCAGAGGAAAUGAGAGGCAUCCAAUGCCUCAGCUACGAAGGUGUAUCUCUACCCACUUUUUAUGGUCAGCUACUAUGUAGAAAAUGUGCUAGCAGGGACCAGAUCAGAAGAGGGAUGCCUGUCAGAGGAUGCUGCAGAGGUUCAGGAUACUGCUCGCUCCAUCUUGGGAACAGGGUGGAGUCUGUGGAGGGCGAGAGCAGAGAACAGAAAGGAGAGAGAUUUGAGUGGUACUGUCUAGUUGAUUGGCAUUCAGGAUAAGUGAUUAUUAGUCAUUUUGUGCAGCUAUACACAGUGUCUUGAUGUGAGAUGCAGAAAUAUAAAGUAGGAACUCAGUUGGCACUGACAAGGCUGACCCAUUAGAGCCAGGGGCUCUGGAGGAGGUUGAAGCCAAAACGUAAGAUGUCUUGGUGAUACUGGUUUUUGAAUGUAUUAGCUGUUUCCUGCAGUGAAUUUCUCAUGUACUAUUGCAGCCUUCCCAUCUGAUUCUUUUACCAAGAAUUUCUAGCAGUAUGAUUGAUUGUUUAUUGGGUACAACUUCCCCUAUUCAUUUGGGGUAUUUGGAUAACAUUCCCCAGCUAUAUGUGAAAACAGUCACACAGUCAAAAUCUGUUUCCCACAACCAGGUUUUUGUUCCUUUCUCCAAUGUAAACUUAGAGGUCUGCUUUCCGGAAAUUUCCUUCAUUGGCAGGCAUUUGGUCAGUGUUAAGUGUCCAGACAAAAGUAUCUCAUCUGAGACAUUCUCAGACACCCAAGGACAUAGAACUAUGAUUGCCCAGAGUCCAGGGAAGAUGCUAUGUCUGGUAUGGGGUAUCUGAGAGAAAAAGUCUACAUACACUAGCUCUUAUGUCUGUUAGCUUUAUUAGUCUUAAGACAAAAUUUUAUCUAUACAGCUACAGCUCCACCAGGCAUUCAGG
Messenger RNA from Peromyscus leucopus (white-footed mouse), 4357 nucleotides. Its product is annotated as NACHT, LRR and PYD domains-containing protein 1b allele 4-like. The transcript is spliced from 4 exons. Gene Ontology annotation, molecular function: protein binding. The record is from RefSeq and is a predicted model, not a curated record. Gene Ontology annotation, biological process: regulation of inflammatory response. Gene Ontology annotation, cellular component: cytoplasm. Lineage: Eukaryota; Metazoa; Chordata; Mammalia; Rodentia; Cricetidae.